AUGGGCGACUACGAACCCGAACGCGUCCUCUCUGCUCCGGCAUCCAUGUGCAAGGACCCGCUGAACAUCUCCAACGAGACCAGCGGCGUCCUCUACCACCAGCUCCGCCAGAAACCGCUCAACAUCGUCGGCGGAAAGGGAAGCUACCUCAUUUCCGACGAAGGCCUCGAGAUUCUCGACGCCACCUGCGGCGCGGCAGUGUCCUGUCUGGGUCACAGCGAUAAGCGCGUGCACGAGGCUAUCAUGGACCAGCUGCAGAAGAUCCCGUACUGCUAUUCGCUCUAUUUUACGAAUAGCGCUGCGGAGAAUCUGUCCAGGAUCCUGGUUGAGUCUACGGGUGGGAAGAUGUCGAGGGUGUUCAUUUCGAGUUCGGGCACGGAAGCCGUCGAGGCAUCCGUCAAAAUGGCAAUGCAGUAUUUCAGGGAACUUCCAACCCCUCAACCGCAAAGGGUAAAGUUCAUCUCGCGCAAGCAGUCUUAUCACGGUAAUACCCUCGGUUCACUGGCGGUGGGACACCAUGUUGCGCGUAGGGCGAUUUACGAGAGUAUCCUGACGAAGAACGUUACUCAUGUCUCGCAAUGUUAUCCCUACCGCGAUAUGAAAGCCGGCGAGAGUGUGGAGGCGUAUAUUGGUCGACUGGCGAUGGAAUUGGAAGAUGAGUUCCAGAGGCUGGGGCCUGAUACUGUUUGUGCUUUUGUCGCGGAGACGAUGGCUGGUGCUACACUAGGAUGCCAGCCCGCACUCCCGGGCUACCUCAAAGCCAUGAAAGAAGUCUGCGAGCGCCACGGCGCACUCUUCAUCCUGGACGAAGUCAUGUCUGGCAUGGGACGGACGGGGACUCUACAUGCCUGGGAGCAGGAGGGUGUUGUGCCAGAUCUCCAGACUAUCGCCAAGGGUCUGGGGGCCGGGUAUGCUCCCAUUGCCGGUCUUCUCGUCAAUAAGCGUGUCGUCGAUACUUUGACACGUGGUACGGGUGCCUUCGCUCAUAGUCAGACGUACCAGGGUCACCCUGUUUCCUGCGCAGCUGCGUACAAGGUGCAGCAGAUUAUUCAGGAGGAUAAUCUCCUGCCAAAUGUGAGGGUUAUGGGCGAGUAUCUUGGUUCGCUUCUUCGUGAGAAGUUGGGUGGACACCCUCAUGUUGGAGAUAUUCGGGGGAGGGGACUUUUCUGGGCUAUGGAGUUUGUACGAAACAGAGAGACGAAGGAGUCGUAUCCGCCUUCGCAGAAGAUUGCGUGGACUUUGCAUACGACUGGUCUCAAGCCUCAGCAUGCUAUCUCACUUAUGCCUGGCAAUGGUGGUGCAGAUGGUGUUAAUGGGGAUCAUAUUUGUUUGGCGCCGCCGUAUAAUACUACCAAGGAGGAGAUUGAGAUGAUUGUUGAGCGGACUGUCAAUGUUAUUCAGGAGGUUUUGGGAUGA
Molecule: messenger RNA, 1416 nt
Organism: Penicillium argentinense
Lineage: Eukaryota; Fungi; Ascomycota; Eurotiomycetes; Eurotiales; Aspergillaceae
Exons: 4
Coding region: 1-1416 (471 amino acids)
Cellular component (GO): cytosol
Molecular function (GO): transaminase activity; pyridoxal phosphate binding
Source: RefSeq, a predicted model, not a curated record